This is a messenger RNA of Closterium sp. NIES-65, 906 nucleotides long. The record is from the annotation of a GenBank genome assembly. NCBI's taxonomy places the organism in Eukaryota, Viridiplantae, Streptophyta, Zygnematophyceae, Desmidiales, Closteriaceae.
AUGUGCCGUCCCUUUGCUUGCCAUGUGUGUGGUGGGGGGGGCAGGGCGGUGGGCAAGUGGAGGGCGGUGCUGGGGGAGGCGGAGCAGCAGGCGGAGGAGGCGAGGCUGGAGGCCAUGGAGGCUGGCAGGGCGGAGAUGCGCCAGUGGUGGACGAAUCAGCUGGAGGAGAAGGCAGUGAAGCUGGCAGAGCAGGCAGCGGCAGCAGUGGAGGCGGAGGCAGCCAUGUAUGUGGCGGCUGCGGCUGAUUUUGGUGGCGGGGAGGAGGGCGACCUGAGUGAGGACGAGCUCAUCGCCUCCGAUGAUGAGGAGCAGAUGGAGGUGGCGGCGCGCAUGGUGGAUCUGAGCGACAUGGAGCGCGCCGUCAUCGAGCGCGAGAUGACCCGCUACCGCGCCAGGCGCGAGGCCAAGCGCGCCUUCUGGGAGCGCGAUGUGCAGCGCGCCAUGGACCGCAACCGCAAGGCCAUGCGUGAAUGGUGGUUGCAGCAGUGGGGGGCAAAGCAGAGGGCCAAUGGGUGGGGCGACAAUCCGCCUGUGUGGCGCCUCAAGCUCACCGCAGGCAGCGCGGACACGCCAGGUGGCAGCACGGCAUUGGAGGACGUGGAGGUGUCGGGCAAGGGCGUGACGCUGGGCCUGCUCCCCCAGCCGGAGGACGGCUCGCGACCCAUCGAGCUGCACCUCAAGGGGGUGUCGUUCGCGCACGCGGUGGUGUACGGCAAGGACAAGUACAUGGGGUUCGGCAGCUACAAGCGCGAGUACUUCAUCGCUGACAUCGGCUCCACCACCGGCACCUUCCUCAACGGCAAGCUGCUGGGGGUGAAUGCGCCGCGCAAGCUGGCCAGUGGUGAUGUCAUCAAGCUGGGCCCUGAGGUUGAGUUCGUGGUGACUGACCCCUCUCUCUCGCCCUGA